AGGAAUGCGCUUCAUCGCCUAGGGGAGUGGAUGGAUGGAGGGGACAGGGUCAUGAAGGUAACCACAACCUUUGGGUUGGAUUUAGGGGGCUGUUACCGCAGAAGGAGCCUAUCCAUUAUUAAUAAUCCAGGGAAGAGCGAGCCGGAGAUCCUUGAACCGAAGCGCAACCAUCGGCGAGUCAUGUCCCCAACUGACAGCGCUUCCAGAGGAGCCGACGAAGAGGAUAAAGGAGGAUGAAGGAGGCAGGAGGCGAAGAGGCAGAGGAGGAUUAUAAUGAAGUUGAGUGGCAAAGGACUGUGCACCAUCGUCUCCAGCAGUCUGCUUUUCGUGUGCGCCCUGAGCGCCGUGGUCGUGGGAUUCAGAUGUAUCGCGCUGGGCUCCAGGGUGCGAGCGCACUUCCACCUGGGCUCCGCGGCCGGCGCGUUUUACUCGGGGAUCCUAGUGGCUGUUGGGCAGGUCCUGAUGUGGACGGCGCUGAUCUUUUGCCGGGGCAAGCCACAGUGUGGGAAUUUCUUUCUCUUUGGGAUCUUAGUGUUUCUUCUAGGGGUGCUGACGGCGUUCUCGGGCGCGGUGGUUGACGGCGACACGGUGUCGCUGGUAGAGAGGAAGUACGCGCACUAUUGCCUUGACUCCGUGGAUCUAAACCAGGCGUGCGACCGGCUUAAGGUUUACCAGAGGGGUCUGGUGGUUUCCACCAUCCUUAACACUCUAGAGUGUCUCCUGGGGCUCUUGAACUUGGUGAUUAUUAAGCGCUACCAAACGGAGCGGAUUCACCGGAGUCGCCGCGCGCAGAGGCGGAGCGCACGGACGAUUAUCCUCAACGAGGAGCGCGACUUCGCGGUCACGGAGUUCCAGCCGGUCUCUUACAUCAACCUGGGGGUGUUACACGCUUUGAACGAGGCUGACGGGGAGGCCCACGGCAGGGGCCACCCGUCCAUGGAGCUCCCUGGCUAUUCACCCGCGGAUCCGGAGCUCAAUCACUCGUACCCGUUUUCUUACCCACUUCGCAACGAGUUGCCACCCGCCUACGAGGACAUAUUUCCCGGAGAUACGUGCCACAAUUAGCAA
Molecule: messenger RNA, 1068 nt
Organism: Xyrauchen texanus (razorback sucker)
Lineage: Eukaryota; Metazoa; Chordata; Actinopteri; Cypriniformes; Catostomidae
Product: transmembrane protein 271-like
Exons: 1
Coding region: 274-1065 (263 amino acids)
Source: RefSeq, a predicted model, not a curated record